Molecule: messenger RNA, 2772 nt
Organism: Canariomyces notabilis
Lineage: Eukaryota; Fungi; Ascomycota; Sordariomycetes; Sordariales; Chaetomiaceae
Exons: 5
Coding region: 1-2772 (923 amino acids)
Biological process (GO): regulation of transcription by RNA polymerase II; DNA-templated transcription
Cellular component (GO): chromatin
Molecular function (GO): DNA-binding transcription factor activity, RNA polymerase II-specific; RNA polymerase II cis-regulatory region sequence-specific DNA binding; zinc ion binding
Source: RefSeq, a predicted model, not a curated record
AUGCUCCCCAUCCAGUCAAUCGAGGGCCCCGCCCCGUCCAGCACUGCCGACGAGAAUGGGGAAACCCGGCAGCAAAAGCCCAAAGCCCUGCCGUGCAAGUAUUGCAGCAAGCGCUUCAGGCGUGUGGAGCAUGUCCAGCGGCACGAGAGAACCCAUACUAAGGAAAAGCCCUUUGCGUGUGCCUGGCCUCGUUGUGGAAAGACAUUUGGACGACGAGAUCUGCUCGUCCGUCACGAGAAGCUUGUCCACCUUAACGAAGGCAGCGGCAACAAGGAUGGAAGUCGACAGCGCAAACCCUCCUCCGGGGGAGUUCCCACCGUCCCUGGCGAGAACCAGGUUGACACCGAGAUGCUUGGUUUGCAGCAACAGCAGCAGCGCCAACAGCGGCAGCAACGUCCGACAGCGCAGCCGCACUACGCAUCGGAUGCCCUACAAUCAGCUGUAGCUUCGUCGCUGCCGCCAGAUUCUCGCCUUGCAGCACGAGCCCCCGCGUGCAAUCUGGAUCUGCUUUCCGAUGCCGCGACCCAUCUUGCUUCGGGUGGCGAGGUCAGCAGCAUGCAACCAGCAAUGAUGCAGGGGCUCGCCCAGGCACCAGCAGAUCUAACACACGUCAAGACCUACCAUGACGGCAUGUCGUAUGGAGAUCGGGUUCGGGAUCAAGAUCCCUCUGUUAUGUCCGCCGGCUAUCCUGCCCAGCCGCCGCCCUCCGCAUUUGAUGACUACAACCUCUUUCUUGACGAUUUCGCAACUUCCUCACACUUUUUGCCGCCGUCUCUCGAGAGUGAGCAAGUGUUUGGUAUGUGGUCUCGACCAGGCGGUGCAGAUCUGGCUCGGGGCCCGUCAAAACCCCCUUCGGCCUUCCCAUCUAGGUUUCCCUCAUUACAGCCAGAUCUGCGCGAUCCGUCAGACGGAGGGGCUAGAAUGCACGAAGAUGGAGUUCGAGCUCCAAACUGGAGGAUAUCGGCCAUGGACCACACGGUCAUCAAAAACCGGCUGGACGAGUUCUCGUCGGUUCUUCCGAACGACUUUAUCUUUCCCUCACGGCACACCCUGAAUAGGUUUUUGGAGGGUUAUGUUAGCGGUUUCCACGAACACCUGCCUUUCCUUCAUUUGCCCACUCUGGCGCCGACUGAGCUUUCGCCCGAGUUACUGCUGGCAAUACUGGCAGUCGGGGCGCAUUAUCGAUUCGAAACAAACCGAGGCCAUGCGCUGUGGUAUGCUACCAAAGCCGUUGCGCUUGAGCAAAUACGGCGGCGACAUAGCCACGAGGUACAUGGCCUGCUCCCUACACCAGCCGCUUACAGUCCGCAUUCCACUCGCCCUUCUCCGAGUUCUGGGUUUCGCCACUCCUUCCCGUCGGUCCAUCAAGACCGGCCGAUGACUCAAGAUACACACCGAGAGCCAUACUCCCCAAAUACACCACAGUCACGCCUCGAGACGAUCCAGGCCCUCCUCCUACUCUUUGCCGUUGGGCUCUGGGGCGCGAAAGCGAUACUCCACGAAGCACUCUCAUUACAGAGCUUGCUUGCUCUGCUGCUUCGAGAAGAGGGUCUCGCAGCUGAGCCCAAUCAGCAAACAACAGACUGGGAGGCCUGGAUCCGACUGGAGGCAGCCACACGAACCAAGCUGGUUGCGUACUGCUUCUUUAACCUAUGCAGCAUUGCGUACAACAGUCCUCCGCUACUUCUGACAUCUGAAGUACACCUGUACCUACCCAACCCGUCGCGGCUAUGGAGGGCCGAGAACGCCUGGCAGUGGCAGGAGGUUAGGCAAUCAUAUCCCAACAUCGAGAUCUCCUUGCAGGAAGCCUUUGCGAGGCUAUUAAACCGCCCUUCACAAGCGCCGCCAUCCCCUCUCACCUCUCUGGGCAGCUACGUCCUCAUUCAUGCGCUGAUUCAGCACAUCUUUUUACUCAAGCAGACAUCCUUCUCUAGCCUUUCCCCGUUCGAGAUCCACAGGAGCCUGAAGCUCGAGGACGUGGAAGAUAUCAGCCAGGCCCUUCGCGCCUGGAGCCUGUGCUUCGAGCAACACCGCCAGAUGCGGGCCAACGAGCUUGCAGCGCAAGGCAUGACGGGGGAGGCCUUCUCCGAAGGCCCUGUAGCCUUUAACUCCACAGCGCUGUUGAGACUCGCGUACAUCAGGCUACAUACCGACUUGAGUCCGAGCCGCAGUCUGGAGACUCGCGACCACGUCCUGAUAGCAUCCGCAUUCAGUGACGCCCCGCUGCUUGUAAGGAGUCCGCGGCUCUGCCGUGCCGUGGUGCAGGCCAUUCAUGCCUUGUCGAUGCUCGUCAAGAUGGGUGUGAAUUACGUGGCCAAGACAAAGUCGCUGGAGUGGAGCAUGCAGCAUUCUUUGUGCAAUCUAGAAUGCGCCGUCCUCCUCUCCAAGUGGCUGCUCACCUUGGCGGCGAUUGGCCCGGCCGAGCCGCCACCAUCAGUCGAAGAGAAAAACCUCCUCGAGAUGGUCCGCCGCAUGCUAGACGAGACAGAGUUCGCCGUUCCGAUCGACCCGUCGCUGGCGGGCUCAAGCCACGGUCACCCUCACCAUCAAUCUUCACGAUCAAUGGAUAUGUCCGCUACGACCGACUGCACCAAGCUGAGGCAGCUAGCGUGCGCCGUCGUCCGGCUGUGGGCCGAAACCUUCAAAGGGGCCCACAUCUUCGACAUUAUGCGCAUCAUGGCGGCCGGGUUGGAGGGAUAUGCGGAUUUGAUGGAGAAACCUAGGGAUCGGACGCCGCUGGGAAGGAUUGUGCCGAAUCAGGGGCUGGGCUGA